This is a messenger RNA of Mycena indigotica, 744 nucleotides long. RefSeq names its product F-box domain-containing protein. The record is from RefSeq and is a predicted model, not a curated record. The transcript has 3 exons. The coding region runs from base 1 to 744 and encodes 247 amino acids. Lineage: Eukaryota; Fungi; Basidiomycota; Agaricomycetes; Agaricales; Mycenaceae.
AUGAAACUCUCAAUCCUGACCUUCGUCGUUGCGAGUGUCGGCCUCGCGGCCGCCUCGCCGAUGCGGGUCGUUAUCGUGUCAAGCCCAGGCACAGGCGGUGUGGAGGGCGUGGCUGAGCUCAUCCGCCCGCUCCCAGCCGCCAGCAUGAGCCUCCCACGCCCUCACCUCCCCUUCCGCCCGAUGCCCAUUGUCGAAGGCGGUGUCGUCGUCACCCCCAUGCCCUUCGUCGAGGCCCAGGCCAAGAAGCCCUGUGGCAGCCACAGCGCAGCGCGUCUCCGCCAGAAGGCCGCCCAAGUCAUUGCUGCCUUCAAGAACGCCUUCCACCACGCCCACCAGCCGGAGGCGGCAGCGACAGUGGCAAACGGCCGCACUCCAGGCGGCGACCGCCUCCAGGUCAUCCAUCUCGACCCGGUCAUGGCCACUCCCACUCCCAUCGCCGGACCCGUCGACGAGUCGCAGUUCUUCGACCGUCUCGAGCUCGCGCUGGGCCGUCUGGGUCCCUGGGAGGGUGGCCUUAUGGCCUUCGUCAUCGGCUGUGGUAUCGGCGUCCUCCUCCGCAUGUUCUACAUCCUCACCCUCCUCGCUGUCCGCGCCAUCCGCGCUCCCUGCACUAAAUCCACCGACGACUACUACUACGGCGAUGUCGCGCUCGAGGAGGACGCUGAAGAAAUCUUCGUCGCGCCCCCCAUGUACACCGUCGCCGUCCCCGUCGUUGUCGAUGAGAAAGCCGAGGAACGCAAGUAG